AAAACAAAAAACUUGAAAAAAAUUAAAUACAAAAAAAGGGUAAAAAAAAAAAAAAAAACAAGGAAGAGCAAGAGAGAGAAAGGUGAGAAAUGCUUGCGAAGGAAUCGGGUGGUUCGAACUUCGAUCUUCCCGAGGAAGUGUUGCAAGUACUGCCGUCGGAUCCUUUCGAGCAGCUCGAUGUGGCCCGCAAAAUCACGUCCGUUGCGCUCUCGACACGUGUCUCUGCCCUGGAAUCAGAGUCGUACGCUCUGCGCGCCAUGCUCGCCGAGAAGGACCAGCUCAUCGCCGAGCUCCAGGCGCAGGUUGAGUCCCUCGACGCCUCGCUCUCCGAGACCGCCGAUAAACUCGUCCUCGCCGAGCAGGAGAAGGAGGGCUUGGUGAAAGAGAAGGCGUUGCUCUCCAACACUGUGAGGAAGCUGAACAGAGAUGUCUCAAAGUUGGAGGUGUUCAGAAAGACGCUUAUGCGAUCACUUGAAGAGGAGGACGAAAAUUCUACCGGAGCUUCGGAGGCUGUUGCUAAGCCUAAGAUACAAACCCAAGAGAACUUAUCUUCUAAACCACAAGCUGAAGUUGGAGUAGUUUCAGAAGGUGAUGUCCCAUUUGCCACAUUGCCGCCUUCGAGGGCAUCUUCAAUCCGUAGCCAGCACUCUGAAACAGGAAGCAUAUUUUCGGAGGAUCGUGACACUGAAGCCGAAAGACCUCGCAUAUCACCGGGCCUCCUGUUGGCAUCCCAAACUAGCACACCUAAGCUCACUCCUCCUGGUUCUCCUCCAGUCUAUUCUGCAUCCACAUCCCCAACAAGAACAUCGAAACCUGUGUCCCCUAAGCGGCACUCCAUGUCAUUCACCACCUCAAGAGGCAUGUUUGAUGACAGAUCUUCUGUGCCUUCAAGCCAUCACAGCUCUGAAUAUGGAAGAACUCGGGUGGACGGGAAAGAAUUUUUCCGCCAAGUCAGGAGUCGUUUGUCUUACGAGCAGUUUGGUGCAUUUCUGGCUAAUGUUAAGGAACUAAAUGGCCACAAGCAAACAAAGGAGGAGACUCUGCAGAAGGCUGGUGAGAUAUUUGGCCCAGAUAACAAGGAUCUAUAUGCUAUAUUCGAAGGCUUAAUCAGUCGCAAUGUCCACUAAACUCCCUUGACAAUUUAAGCUUUGCACACGUCAGUUUCACCACUUCCAUCUGUUUUUGCUGUAAAUUAAAUGUGAAUUAAAUCUGUGCUAAAACCAUUAUUUGAACUCCUGGUACUGUAUAGCUGAAGAUGACUUACAUUGCGAGAGCUGGAAAAUGAAUUUUUUCAUCA
Prunus avium (sweet cherry) is the source of this 1297-nucleotide messenger RNA. RefSeq names its product PH-response transcription factor. NCBI's taxonomy places the organism in Eukaryota, Viridiplantae, Streptophyta, Magnoliopsida, Rosales, Rosaceae. The record is from RefSeq and is a predicted model, not a curated record.